UUGUCGUUUUUGAAGUCGGCUCUGACGUGUUAAAUGAACUGAAUGGCAUCCACAGCCAUACAGCUAGGUAACUAGCUAGCUAAAGCAGGAGGCUAACGUAGGCUGUUGGGUUUGGGAAUAUAUUGGUGGCUUGGAGUUAAUUCCUACAAACGUAUCUGUCCCCUGACAUUUACAUAGCUAGUUAGCUAAUGCCAUUCCAGCAUUAGAAACAUGGUUUGUACGGCCUGGAAAAGUUUUGGAUAAUGAUACAAUCCUGAAAGUUUAGGAAAAGUCAUGGAAAUUCAUUCGAAUGUCUGUUAACGUAAUUUAUUUAGCACCGUUUUUAAAUAUUGUAUCGAUCAAAUAAAAAUCAACAUAUCAGCCAGGAUCGGAAUGACACUUUUGCACGUCUGUGUUUGCCCGCAUAACCUGCAAUUGUGCGAGACAAGUGGGCCGUUACUCAAAGGAGAGAGAGAGACAGUCGGACAUUCCAGCAGCAGAUAAGUCACAAUGGGGAAUAUGUUUGGAAGCCUUUUCAAGGGCCUAUUUGGCAAGAAGGAGAUGAGGAUUCUCAUGGUUGGACUCGAUGCUGCCGGAAAAACAACCAUCCUGUACAAACUCAAACUAGGAGAGAUUGUUACCACCAUUCCUACAAUUGGUUUUAAUGUUGAAACGGUAGAAUACAAGAACAUCAGCUUCACAGUGUGGGACGUUGGUGGUCAAGACAAAAUCAGGCCGCUGUGGCGCCACUACUUCCAGAACACUCAAGGGCUUAUCUUUGUGGUGGACAGCAACGACAGGGAGCGAGUGAACGAGGCGAGGGAGGAGUUGCAGAGAAUGCUCGCAGAGGACGAGCUGAGAGAUGCCGUGCUGCUCGUUUUUGCAAACAAACAGGACCUUCCCAAUGCAAUGAAUGCUGCAGAGAUCACAGACAAGCUGGGGCUCCACGCCCUCCGCCAGCGCAGCUGGUACAUCCAGGCUACCUGUGCUACCAGCGGGGACGGCCUCUACGAGGGCCUCGACUGGCUCUCCAACCAGCUGAAGAACCAGAAAUGAUCCGUUCCACCAUUUUAGUUUUUUUCCGUCUGUCUAACACGAUAGCAGCACCGGUUCCAAGCCCCUUGCCCCCUAUAACUCCUCCCUCCCAGUCUUUCUCCAAAAACCAAUUUUUCUGUAUCAAACCUUACUCCUGGGGCUCUAGCCUGUGCUGCUUGUUUGGGUACUGUGUGUUUGCAGUCAGGUGUGUGCGUGCAUUAUGUGUGUGCGUGGUUGUGAAGGCGUCUCUGUGUCUAGCUGGGAUUAGGAGUAACCCUGGCGUGCCUUUAACACACCUGCUGUGGAAAUAGUGGUCUGGCUCCUCGAGCGCCAUCCCACCCAACCCCACUCUCAGUCAUGCAUGAUCCCCUCUCCCCUCCUCCCCACGCCAAGCAUGGUUUUCACAAGGCAAAGAACGAGCAAUGGUGUAAACGGUCCUCCUCUCUCUCCUUGGUAGAUAUAGAGCUUUAUUUGUACUACCAGUGUUGAGAUUGUAAAAUAGGACGUGCAUUUUGAAACCUUACCUAGCCCCACCUGUGAUAACACUGCAUCGUAACCUGUAUCAGGUUGAAGCAAAUUAAAAAUAUUAUGUUCCACCAUUGGACGUUCUUCGUGUUAUUUGAAAACCAUGCUUUUUUCUUUUUUUGUUAUUAUAUUACCAACAUCUUUAAUGGUUCUCCAGCGAACACUACCUUUUCCCUGCGAGAGAGAGAGAAACCAUGAAGCACAACCCAAUAACCAUAGGGAAAUAUUCAAAUGUUAAAAUUAGCUUCGAAUUUAAAAACUGUAAAUGUUACAUGAAUUCCUCUUGGUCAUUUUUUGAAAAACUUGACAUUUUAUUGACUGAAUGAAUUGAAAGCAAAUGUUGUCCUAAUGGUAAAAGUUGCUCCUGCAUUUUCAACUUAUGUCACCUAUUUAUUCAACUGGGCAUUUCAAUACAUGGUUGUUUUGAUAGGCUGCAUUGGGCUGGUCGAAGGUGGACAUUCAGAAGCUUCAAACUUUAUUCCUUGAAAUGUUACAUGUCUGUUGUCUCUAGUUCUAGCAUUUCUCUUUGUACAACUGCUAAACCAAAUGCAAUUGAGCAGUUUGACAAAUCUUGUAUCUAAAUGUAGUGUACCCUUAAGGGUGUAAAAACUCUACAUUUUUGUUUUCUACCUGGAAAUGUUCACAAGAUUAUUCUUGUCUCAGAGGCUGGCAGUACCUCAGCAAGCUGUACCCAGCUGCUUGCUAAUAUCCUGGAUGUGAUGAAGGAAAAUCACCAAAUAUGAAUGCUCUUAACUGUAACGUUAGGGCUAGGCUAAUGAAGGAAAUAAGCCUAGCUCAAUGGUCUUAGUGCUAACAUUGGCUACAUUUAGCAACUUUGUGCUAUACACUUGAGUUACCAAGACCAACACAACAGGUAUUGGUAUCAGUACUAGUACCUCUAUUCCCAGUGCUGUGUGAAGGACUACAGGGGGGGAUGGGGGGGCUAACUGGUCAUGAGGAUGUUAUGCUGGCACAUCUGUUAAGAAUGAUUGUAAAUCUGUACGUUUUUCCCGCAACUGUUUCUGUGGGGUUUUCCUGAACAUAUUAAACGAUAUCAUUUGAUCCUAAAA
Molecule: messenger RNA, 2609 nt
Organism: Coregonus clupeaformis (lake whitefish)
Lineage: Eukaryota; Metazoa; Chordata; Actinopteri; Salmoniformes; Salmonidae
Product: ADP-ribosylation factor 1
Exons: 5
Coding region: 490-1035 (181 amino acids)
Biological process (GO): intracellular protein transport; vesicle-mediated transport
Cellular component (GO): cytoplasm; plasma membrane
Molecular function (GO): GTPase activity; GTP binding
Source: RefSeq, a predicted model, not a curated record